Messenger RNA from Scatophagus argus, 2279 nucleotides. RefSeq names its product hematopoietic progenitor cell antigen CD34. Lineage: Eukaryota; Metazoa; Chordata; Actinopteri; Scatophagidae. Gene Ontology annotation, cellular component: membrane. The transcript is spliced from 8 exons. The coding region runs from base 115 to 1134 and encodes 339 amino acids. The record is from RefSeq and is a predicted model, not a curated record. Gene Ontology annotation, biological process: cell adhesion.
GUACCGCUCCGGGUAAGAGGAAACCCCAAAGUGCUUGGGCUCAACCAGCUUUCCCCUUUUCUUUCUCCGUCUUUUCGCUCACGCCCAUUGGACGCGCGCACACUCAGGACAAGAAUGGCAGCAUCAUCUGCACAGAGAACAAACGGGCCCUGCAAAAAAUUGGCUUUUGUUUUGCUUCUCACCGUCUCACUCUUAAAAGCAGGAGUCAUGGCACAGGAAGAUGCCAUAACGACAGUGUCACCCGUGGUAUCAGAGGCAAAGAUUCCACUGACCACUAAAGCUCAGGAGGAUCCACAAAAGGUGGUUUUCCCCACUAUUGGAUCUCUAGAGCCUACUGAACAGACUACAGCUGCAGCAGCCACAGAAGAGGCAGGAGACCAAAACGACAAUGUGGCUCCACAGGAGGCAGCUAAGGAAGCCGAGUUCACAGUUGAGGUCCAUACUGAUAUACCAAGAAGAGAACCACUGGAAUCAGAAACCCCAGCUCCUAUGCCCCCCAGAGGCGAUGGUCCAGUCAACAUACCACGGCCGGUGCCAAAGGAUGAUGUUGUCUGUGUCAGCAAAGAGGCGGUCCAGGACAAAAAUGCUGUCAGUCUAAAACUCAAGGCAACCUCCAACUGUGAAGACACCAAAAUGAAGCUCGAAAGUGUUCUGCAGGAGCUGUGUGGUGAAGACUGUAAACUAGAGAUCUUCCAGGAGGACAACUCUGAUGAAAUUAUUGUAUCUGGAAAGUAUGUCGAAGCUGAUAUUUCCGGCAUGGCUAACAAGUUCAACAAUGACAACGUCAAAGAUAAGACUGAUGUGGAGGAGGCUGUUCCUCGUUGGGGAAAGAAGUCUAAGCUGGUACUGGUUUCCUUGCUGCUGACUGGCCUGCUGCUGGCUGCACUUCUGGUAGCGGGUUAUUAUCUCAAGACCCACCGCAAGAACUCCAAAGGAGUCAGACUGGCUGAAUCUUUCCAGGUGGAUGAGGAGAACCAGGCCAACACUCUGGUGUCUGUGGCUCCGUUGCCACAGGAGCCCCUUGACAAACCGACUGUCAAUGGCGAGUCUCCACCAGAAAAUGGGACCAAUCCUGCCCCCACCACUAACGGACACUCUGCCACCCAGACCCCAGUGGCUGACACGGAGAUGUGAAUCACGACACCCCCGACCUCCUGUUCUAUCCAUCACCCACAGGGACAUGUUACCCACAAGCCCAUCUUUUGCCUCUGAGACUGUCCACACACUGAGACAAAUUCAACAUGUUUCCACCAAACAUAUUCACUUCCUUCUUCCUCUCUUCAACCUACACCUCUCGGGAUGAUGAUGACAACGAUGAAGUUUAUGACGAUGAUGACGAUAAUAACAAUGCCUCUAAUGUGAAAAGUUUGGGAUCACUGGCCUUUGCCGGUGUCAAGAGGAGCCAGUACAUACACUGUGUUUGGGACUCCUCAGCAGGGCACUGACUGGGAUUUGUUAGCUGCCCUGACUUCAAUUCAGUUGUAACAACCAUUGUAGACUAACCAAAUAAUGCCAAAUGUGCUGUCAAGCCCAGGCAAAGAAGCACAGAAUGCUCUAUUAUUUCAAUCCACACUUGUGUGGCAAUGAAACCAAUGACGCCAGGCAGUUGAAAGGAGACCAGUUUUGUACUGUUGUAAAAAGGACGCUCACUGCUUGAUUAUUUUUCAUUUCUUUUCUUUCUUUCUUUUUUUUACAUGAUUCAGGAAAUGUUUGAUUUUUCCUUCAUAACAUGGAAAUGUCAGCUGGAAACCAUUAGUAUUUACCUCAGUGCUUUAGACUGAUAAUAAAGAACAACUAAAUCUUGAAAACUACUGACCUUUGGUCAAAGUCUAAUGGGGAUAAGUUGCAAAGUACAUCUGUUUUUGUGGUCAUGCAGUGAUUUUCAUAAUGAGAUUAGUGUACAUGUUUUAUCUUUUUUAAAAAAAACACGUGCCAAUUUUUCUUAUUGUCUUUGGGAAUGGUGAAGCACAGCAGCAUUUUUAAAUAAAAAGAAAAAGGAAAAGUGCAGAAAAUGCAAAUUGAAAAGGUUUUAAGUUGCCAAGCUGUUAAAACAAAAUCAAUGCCAUGGAAUUCCUACACAGCAUAAAGCAGGUUCAGCAUUCCCAGGACUACCUUUAUCUCCUUGUUGAUAUAAAACAUUUUCUACACGAGUGAUACACCUUUGUUAGCUCCUCUUUUAAACAAUGGCUACUUUCAUAAUGUGCUGCAUGUGUAAAUAUGCCUGCUUUCUCUGUUAGUAGUACCUGUGCCUGACCCAUAAACUGUGAUUUCUGACAACA